Molecule: messenger RNA, 4497 nt
Organism: Micromonas commoda
Lineage: Eukaryota; Viridiplantae; Chlorophyta; Mamiellophyceae; Mamiellales; Mamiellaceae
Exons: 2
Coding region: 1-4497 (1498 amino acids)
Biological process (GO): microtubule-based movement
Molecular function (GO): microtubule motor activity; ATP binding; microtubule binding
Source: RefSeq, a predicted model, not a curated record
AUGGCUCGCGUCGCGGCCGCCGGCGCCGUUCCCGCGCCCAUGACGGCGGGGGACCAGGCCGUCGCGCGUCGCGGGAUGCUCAACACGUGGAUCGCGGCGACGACCGGCCACCGCCUGGAUACGAGCGGAGACAAGGCGAGUGCGUUUUGCGAGGGCCUGUGGGACGGCGUCGUGCUCUGCCGCCUGCUCAACGCCCUCGCGCCCGGUACCCCGGUCGACGCCAUGCGCGCGGACGACCCGAGCCUCCUCGACGAGCCCGAGCCCGAUCGAGUCCUCCGCGCGCGCAACCACGCGGCUUUCGUGCGAGGCGCGAAGGACCUCGGCCUCGACGACGACGACAUGUUCGCACUGGACGACCUCGGGGGCUUGCGGGGAGAUCCCGGAAGGGUCCUGCGAUGCCUCACCGCGCUCAAGUGGCGCACGGACGCGUCGCUCUGUGAAAAUCCCGCGCGCAAGGAAAACGCACCUGCCGCCGGCAACCCCUUCGGCCCCGGCAAGACACUCGCGCCCACCCUCGGGGGCAACCCCUUCGCGAACGAGCCCGCCGCCGCCGCCGCCGCCCCUCGUCCGCCCCUCGCGUCCCUCGGCAACGUCGAGAGGCUCAGGCGCGGCGGCGACGUCCCGUCGCCGCGAGACGGCACGGCGACGGGCCGCAAACCGCCGGCUCCCACCGCCCCGACGGCACCCUCGAAGGAGGCACCCUCGGACGAGGCACCCUCGAAGGAGGCACCCUCGAAGGAGGCACCCUCGAAGGAGGCACCCUCGAAGGAGGCACCCUCGAAGGAGGCACCCUCGAAGGAGGCACCCUCGAAGGAGGCACCCUCGACGACCGACUCGUCGUCGCUGUUUCAGUACGGCAUGGACCUGCUGCACGCGGAGGCGUCGAAGGAGGACGAGGAGCCGGCGGCGGACGCGGGCGGGUUCCCGGGUUUUCAGACGCGUCCGGAUCGUUCCACGGUUUCCACGGCGCGGCUGGCGAGCUCGGGAGGGAACAACCCCUUCGCGACCGCCCCCGUUCUCCCCGCCGCUCGCGCGAUGAGCGCCCGCGGCUCGCACACGCGCGGGUCCAUGACCGAACGCGCGCACAACUCGUCCGUGGGGGCGUCGUCCUCGUCGGCGGCGGCGGCCGGCGGGCCCAACGUGUUGGAGAGCGUCCUCGCCAAGAUCACGCAGGAAUACGAACGGCGGUUGCUGACGAAGGAAUCCGAGCUGGUUCGCGCCAGGGAGACGCUGUCGGAGGCGUACAAGCGCGAGGGCCGCUUGACGCAACAGGCGGAGGAGCUCAGGGCGAGGGUCAAGGCGACCGAGGAGGAUCUCGCGGAUGCGCGAGGAGCGGGCGCGGCGCAGUUGGCGGCGUUUGGCACCACGUCAGAGGCGAAAGCGCGGGAACUCGAACGCGCACUCGCCGCCGAGAGUGCGAAAGUGCGAAAUCUCGAACGCAAACUCGCGGAAGCGGCGGAAGAGAGCGAAUCGUCGCGCGCCGGCGACGCGUUCGUCUCAGCCGAAGCGUUUGUCGAAGCGGAAAACGCCGCGAGGGAAGCCGCGCUCGAGCUCCGCGCCGCCAGGGAAAAAACGCGCGCCGCGCAGUCGGAGCUCGCGAAGAAGACGGCGGAGUGCGACGCGACGCGAGCCGAGCUCGCGGCCGUCGUCGCCCGGCACGAGCGCGCGAUGGAGGAUGCCAAGGAAAACGCGGAAUCCACCGCCGUCGCCGCGUACGAGCGAGAGAUUUCCAACCUCAAAACGGCGCUCGAGGGCGAACGCGCUCGAGCGAAAGAGUCGAACGCGGAGCUUCAGCGGGACGCGUCGAACCUGAGGUCCGAACUGGGCGCCGCGAACGCCGCGUUCGAGCUCGAACGGAAGGAGUUUGCGCGGAGGGAGUUCACGCUGGUGGAGUCGGUGCAGGAGCUCUCGUCGCGAGCCGCGCUGUACGACAAGGCUUUCGCCGAGAACAGACACCUUCACAACGCCAUCCAGGACCUCAAGGGUUCCAUACGCGUCUUCUGCAGGGUCAGGCCGCACCUUCCGGGCGCGGACGGCGGCGAGAGGGACGUCGUGGAGGUUUCCGGCGACGCAACGUCGGGCGACGUCGAAAACGCCGCGUCGCAGGGCAUCGCGGUUCGGACGUUGGACAAGCGCGGCGUCCCCGAGCGCAAGGCGUUCAGCUUUGACCGCGUCUUCGGCCCGGACGCGACGCAGGGUGGAAUUUACGAGGAGUGCAGCGCGCUGAUCCGAUGCGCGUGCGACGGGUACAACGUUUGCUUCAUGGCGUACGGUCAGACGGGCUCGGGGAAGACGUACACGAUGUCUGGACCAUCCGGAGCCGAGUCUGGAAACGCCUCGCGCGGAAUCAACUAUCGCGCCCUGGACGAUCUCUUCGACCUCAUAAAGGAGCGCCGCGCCACGCACGCGUACGAGGUGUCCGUGUCCGUUCUGGAGAUUUACAACGAGCAGUGCAGGGAUUUGCUCGCCGCGAUCGGCGGUCACAAGGUUGAGAUUCUGCCCACGAAGAAGGCCGGCUUUAACGUUCCGGGCGCGGUGACCCGCGCCGUGCGCUCGAGACGGGACGUCGCCGAGGUGAUGCUCGAGGGCGAGGUGAACCGCGCGACGGGUGCCACCGCGAUGAACGAGCGAUCGUCCCGCAGUCACAGCGCCGUCAUCGUCCACGUGGAGGGGGUCACGAAAGACUCGGGCGCUCGAACGCGCGGGGUGCUGUACCUCGUGGACCUGGCUGGCAGCGAACGCGUGUCGCGUUCGGAAGCCACCGGGGACAGGCUCAAGGAGGCGCAACACAUCAACAAGAGCCUCAGCGCCCUGGGCGACGUGGUGUCGGCGCUGCAGCAGAGGUCGCCGCACGUGCCCUACCGCAACAGCAAGCUCACCUCGCUGCUGCAGGGCGCGCUCGGGCGAAGCGGCAAGGCUCUCAUCUUCAUGCACGUGUCCCCCGCCGAGGGAAGCGCGAGCGAGACGGUGUCGACGCUCAACUUCGCCGCGCGCGUCGCGAGCGUCGAGCUCGGCAGGGCGGCGAAGAACGCGGAGACGUCCGAGAUGGCGAACGCUCGCGUCGCCGUCGCCAAGCUCGAGGAUGCCGUCUCGACAGCCGAGGAGGAAUGCGCGCGACUUAAAAGGGAGCUCGACGAGGAGAGGGCGGCGUCCAGGAGCGCGGCGCAGGCUGUCGCGGAGGCGGAACGCCGAGCCGCGGACGCUACGAGACGCGCCAAGGACGCCGAGCGGCGGCGCGAGGCGGCGGGCGGCUCGGCGCGGGGCGCGGAUAGCGAGCGGGAGGAGCUCCGACUCCGCUCGCGAACCCCGCCGCGGGUCGGCCGCGCCGGGGGCUCCUCCUCUGGCGGCGUAACGCACGGCGUAACGCACGGCGGUGCGAGGCGAACCGGCGGCGGGUGGCACACGCCGGGUUCGAACGAUCGGUCGGGUGGGUCGGGAGGGUCGGGGUCAGGGUCGAGCCGGGGCGGCGGCAGCGGGCGACCGUCCACGGCGCCCGCGAACGGGUCGGGGAUCCUCAAGCGUCGGUCCAGCUACGGCUCCCCCCGGCGCGACGGCGGCCACCACCACCACCACCACCACCACUCGCCGACGCCGAGCCACGGGAGCAUCGGUAGCGUCACCGGUCGGUCGACCGUCUCGGGAAUCUCCGCGCAUCCGCUGUCCCCCGCGACGAUGGACAGCUUCUCGGCGGCGGAUGCGUCGGAGGUUUCGUUCCUCUCGGAGGAUAUCGACGACGGCGCUUUCACCCAGGGCGACGCCGUGGACGACGACGACGCCAUCUCCGUCCGAUCCGAGUCGACGACGGCGUCGGAAGGAGCUAGGAGCAGAUGUUCGCCGUUCGAGAGGACCGCGAGGGCCGCCGCGGACCUUCGCAGGGCCGUCGCCGCCAGGCGGGUUCCAGACGCCGGCGGUUUCUCGAGCGGCAACCCGUUCGACGCCGCCGGCGGCGAGAACCCUUUCGCACCCGCCGCGACGACGACGAGCGGCGGCCGACUCGGCGCGGCCGACGACGGCAUCGCGAUGAGGGAGGCUGCCGCCGCUAAGCUCGCCGCGGCUCGGGCGGAGAGAGCCGCGGCGAACGCGCGCGCCGCCAGCUUCGAAGUUCCCUCGUCGCCGCCGGAGACUCCGCCGCCGAUGCACUCGCCCGGGACGCUCCCGCCCGAGGUGAACGUCCCCGUGUCGCCGCCGGUGUCGUCGCCGGCGUCCUGUGAUGGACCGGACGCGGUGUCGCCGCUGACGGCGCUCGCGCUCGGGCAGUUCACGCCGUCGCCGAGUGUCGCUCGGAGCGCCUCGGGGUUGGUGCCCAUUCGGCACCGGCUGUCCGUGUCGGCGGGAUCGCCUCUCGGCGCGGUUGAGCGAACCGAGGCCCAUACGGUCGAGACGCCUCCGGAGAAGAAGAAGAGCAAGUCGUACGGCUAUAAGCUGUGGUCCAACGCGGCGAGGGCGGUCGGUCUCAAGGCUGCGAAGAAGAAGACCGCGCAGCAGCGGUGGCAGUGA